UUUGCUGGGAUUUUAGGAGGAGAUGCUUUGUUGCCAGCACCUCAGAGUAUCUCCAUUCUUUCAACCAACAUGAAGCACUUCUUAACUUGGAGUCCUGUGAUCGUCCAGGGAGAAACUGUGAGAUACUCCGUUGAGUUUCAAGGGGAAUACGAGCGGGAAUAUGCCAACGGGAGCUGGAUCCCCAUCUCGGAAUGCUCCCUCACCACAGCCACCAUCUGCAACCUCACCGAGGACAUCUCAGCCUCCGUGGCCUACAAGCUGCGUGUCAGGGCAGAGCUCGGUGCCACCAGGUCACAGUGGGGCACCACCAAAGGCUUCUUCAACCGCGCCAUGACAUCCCUCACCCCACCCCAGCUGAGGGCCGUGGUGGACGGGCACCAUUUGUUGGUGGAGCUGGCAGACAUGGGGCCCUCCUUCCAGUUCCGGGUGCUCUACUGGAGGAAGGGCCAGGAGACCAGGGUGCAGCAGAAGGUGCUGAAGGAGGUGAGCUCCGUGGUUCACCUGGACACCAUGGAGGCAGGAGCUGAGUACUGCGUGAAGGCCCAGACUCACGUCCAGGCCAUCAACAGGAGCAGCAGCUUCAGCCCCACGCAGUGUGUGAGGGCUCAGGGUGACAAAUCCAUGUGGUUGGUUACUGCCCUCAUCUCCUCUGCUGGCUUUGCUGUGGCAGUUUUGACCCUGCCUCUCCUUGUCUGGAAAAUCAGUAAAAUCUUCCAAUACUCCUGCUGUCCUGCUGCUGUCCUGCCAGACACACUGAAGGAAUCAGAGCCCCCCACCCAGCUGAUCCUGCAGGGCAGGGAAGAAGCUGAGCACUGUGACCUGAUGGUGGUUGUGAUGCCCUCAGAAGAAGUUCUCCAGCUGUGGAUUCAAAAAGCACUUUAGAGCAGCCCAGAAAACCAACAGC
Zonotrichia albicollis (white-throated sparrow) is the source of this 904-nucleotide messenger RNA. It is a transcript of the gene IL20RB, whose product is annotated as interleukin 20 receptor subunit beta. Gene Ontology annotation, biological process: cytokine-mediated signaling pathway. NCBI's taxonomy places the organism in Eukaryota, Metazoa, Chordata, Aves, Passeriformes, Passerellidae. Gene Ontology annotation, molecular function: cytokine receptor activity; interleukin-20 binding. The record is from RefSeq and is a predicted model, not a curated record. Gene Ontology annotation, cellular component: plasma membrane.